AUGCUGGGUCAUAUCUCAGAUGGACUGUGGUUUAGAUCACAUCGCCCUGGAUUCUGCUUGGCAACAUCUGUGCUGAUAACAGUGAUGCUGCUGAUGUAUGCUGGGGCCAUUCAGGCAAGUCUCAGUUUAGGUCCAGGAGGAGAUUUCCCUAGAGUCAGAGAUGUGUUUCUGUAUGCUCUCAGCCAUGAUGACCUGCCCUCCCUGCUGGUCAGUGUUAUACUCCUGCUGCUGAUAGGAACAUAUCAGGAGCGCCGCUGGGGAACUGUCGCCUUGCUGGCCCUCUCCACCCUGACAAUAAUUGUGUUGCCUUUUGUUUACACUCUGGUCCUCUUUGUGGGAGGAGGUGAAGCGAGUCGGAUCUGUGGUUACUCUGCUGUCCAACUCGCACUAGUUACAGCUCAGUGUCGACAGACAACACAAAGGAGGUUGAUGAGGUGUUUACCAGUCUGGUCCCUCCCCUGGCUUCUCCUGCUGGUUGGCCUGCUGCUGCUACCGGGGACGCCUGCCCUACUUCACUUUUGUGCAAUAUGCAUCGGACACAACUAUCAUCAGUCUUUCAUUGGGACGUUACAAGAACUGGAGGCAGCAAAGAUUUUUGACCUCAUUCCUAACUGGUUGUAUGUUCCUACUUCAGCUCGAUUCAGACUGCCGACCUUUACAACCUCACAGAGCUCACUUCCCCCGUUCUUGCCUGUCAAUCAACAAACUACUCCCCCACUAAGGGAUCCAGCAGCUUUCAGCCACCCCUCAUGGAUGGAACCUUCAUCUGCUUGGGUGAUGGAGGAGUCCGUUGCAGUGCCUGAGGCAGAGCUGCUGGAGGAGGAGAUGCUAAGAGCAGGAAUACUGGCCUCAUUACAAGAUGCGCCAGUGAUCGAGCCUGAUACAAAAGUUGAGGUGCCCAAAUCUUCAGUUUCAUCUCUACGGCUUCAGCAGCUGGAGAAGAUGGGUUUCCCCACAGAAAAAGCUGUGGUGGCGUUAGCAGCAUCGAAGCAGCUAGAUGACGCCAUCUCUCUGCUUAUUGAAGACAGCAUCGGCGAGCAAGCUGUGGUUGUGUCCAAGGGAAAGACACAUCUGUCCCUGCAAAACACGUAGAAAGCUGAACCCAGUCUGCAUCAACUCUUACACUCUAAUAUGCUUGGGUUUUUCUGAGCUUUAAUAUUUUCCCUGUUGACUGGAAAAACUUGUUCAAUGUGGUUUUUUUCCCCCUGAAAAAUAAUUAAAAAACUGAGCAGUUUUUUAAUGUGUAGAUGUAAACAAUUUGUUUGCAUAUCUUUGCAUCAGAGAGAAAGACGAGAUGCUGUUUAUUUAUGUUAUAAAAAUGUUUAAUGAAUACUUUUGUACCACAAAUUUAAACUGGUGAUAUGUUAAAAUAUUUAAAAAAAUUAAACAAUUGUUUAUCACACUGAUCGUCUUGACAGUAUUAUCUUAACACAGUACAGUAACACAUUUGCAAGAAAAAAAAGUACAAAAUACAA
Molecule: messenger RNA, 1475 nt
Organism: Nematolebias whitei (Rio pearlfish)
Lineage: Eukaryota; Metazoa; Chordata; Actinopteri; Cyprinodontiformes; Rivulidae
Gene: rhbdd3
Product: rhomboid domain containing 3
Exons: 5
Coding region: 1-1092 (363 amino acids)
Cellular component (GO): membrane
Molecular function (GO): protein binding; serine-type endopeptidase activity
Source: RefSeq, a predicted model, not a curated record